AUGGCUCUGAGCUUCUGUUCAAACCUGGGAUCAUCACUUCAGCAUCACAGCCUUCCAGAGUUAACCGCCUAUCCACAAGGCAGCGUAGAGAUAGGAAAUCAUGAGCUCUUUGGUUGUAAUGACAACCUGAUGUUGUCAGAUUCUUUCAUCAACCCUUUGUAUGAGGUUGAGGAUCAGCUAUUUUACUCAGAUAGCUACACCAAUCUCCUCCCAUUCUUCUCUUCUCCUUCAGAUAACACAAGCUCUCUCUCCCCCGAAAUCUCUCCUCUUGAAGAUUUCGAGUCCUACGCAUGCCCGAAACGCCAAAAACUCUACACAGACCAUUUCAACACAAAAUUUGCAACAAGUUUCUUUGAAGGAUAUGUGCCGAAUCCCAAUCCAGGACCCCCAGAAUUCUUGCCAGAAAUCCCAGUUCCAGAUCCUAAGUUUCAGGUUCCAACAACCUUCAAUGUUGGGAGGACUGAGAGUCUGAUGGAUUCAAAGAAACCAAGCACAGGAGUCAGCUUGUCUGCGCAGAGCAUCGCUGCGCGUGAGAGGAGAAGGAAGAUUACUGAGAAGACACAGCAGCUUGGAAAGCUGAUUCCUGGUGGAAAUAAGAUGAAUACUGCUUCAAUGUUCCAAGCUGCUUCCAAGUAUGUCAAGUUCUUGCAGGCUCAAAUUGGAAUUCUUGAACUCACGGGGACUGCUCAGGAAAACAGAGAGGCAAUGCAUACUCAAGAACUUCAAACUCUUGUAACGUCUCCAACAAUUCAAGAGAAGUUGUACUCGGAGCAAAAGUGCUUGGUUCCAAGAGAUUUUGUUCAAACCAUUGCCAAUGACUGUGAGAUCCAAGCAAAACCUUUGAAUAUCGUAGAGGAGAUCGAUCAAGAGUUUCUGGGGGAGCAAUUUCUUGGAUAG
Messenger RNA from Populus nigra (black poplar), 897 nucleotides. RefSeq names its product transcription factor bHLH52. Gene Ontology annotation, molecular function: protein dimerization activity; DNA-binding transcription factor activity. The coding region runs from base 1 to 897 and encodes 298 amino acids. Gene Ontology annotation, biological process: regulation of DNA-templated transcription. NCBI's taxonomy places the organism in Eukaryota, Viridiplantae, Streptophyta, Magnoliopsida, Malpighiales, Salicaceae. The record is from RefSeq and is a predicted model, not a curated record. The transcript is spliced from 2 exons.